Molecule: messenger RNA, 1428 nt
Organism: Magallana angulata
Lineage: Eukaryota; Metazoa; Mollusca; Bivalvia; Ostreida; Ostreidae
Exons: 2
Coding region: 110-496 (128 amino acids)
Source: RefSeq, a predicted model, not a curated record
AACAAGGUCGGUACUUAUAUAAAGGACAACUAUUGAAGGGUUAAAUAAGUUUGGUUAAGUUGUUCAUAUGAGAACACAGUUUCUAAAAGUCAACAGAACUUAGGACAAAAUGAUUACAGUCUAUAAGAAGGCGGCUGUGACUUCCCUGACAUUGUUGAGUGUCCUUGCUGCUGUCACGAGCGGCCAGAUCCUGAGAUGUCCCGGAUGUAAGGUCAUGGGCUUUGUCGCAGAAGAUGACGAUAAUCUAUUUCUGAUAACAAACAAGCAGAGAAUGGCGCAGUCUCCUUCCUUUGUGAAUGUUCCUUCAGCUUAUGUUGACAUAGAUAAAGUGUACAUCAAUGCAGCCCCGAGACUACCGUACCAGAGAGUAGUACUAGCUGACAGCAGUCGCCCAAACUGGAAAUACCGGACGUAUCGACUUCCGUCCUUGACUGCUAGAAGAAGACUAUCAAAUGUUCUGUCAUUGAAUUCUAGGACUCGGCUAGGAUACUAUUAAUAUCGGUUAUUGUUUAUUUAUAAAUGUUAAUUUUAUACUUAUUUACUUACUAACUUAAUUACUAUACAACGUUCAUUAUAAUUGAUUCUUAUUUCAUUGUGACACUCAUUAUAAAAUAUCUUUGUGUAUAUUAUCAAUCAUGUUUGCAAAAGCCUUUUGAUAAUAUUACUUUACAAUUACUUUAAAAUUUACGUAGAUUUUGGUGACGUAACUAAAUCGUUAAUAUGCAUUUGUGAUAAAAUAUAUAUAUUUUUAAAAUGAAGUAAAAUUGCAAUAUAGAUUUGACUGAUCCAAACUGAAAAUUUAUAAAAGUGAUCAACAAAAUGAUUACAGUCGCCGCUGAUAAAUAAUCUUUCUUUUAAAAUUUGUAAUCCAAAUUGCAGCUAAAAGUUGUUUUUUUUUUAAAUUAAUUAAUAGUUCAAUCUAAUGUAAAAAUGUCUUUUAAUUAAUUAUAUUUGCACAUAUAAUUUCGAACAGGAGUGACAAGCGAUUCAUUUACAUUUACCAGUUUUAUUCUAAUUUCUUUUGAUUAUAUGAUUGUAUGAUACCAGAACUUUACCAAUAUCAUUACUUUUUGUUUUAUAAAUGGAGUGCUAUGUGAAUUUUUUUUUAUAAAGAUAUUGCUAAAAUAACAUUUUUCAUAGAAAUAACAGGACGUGAUUUUAAAGUCCAACGUUUUUAUUGUCAGAGCAAUGUUUCCCAUGGAAGAUGUAAAUGUAAUUAUGUAUUUAUCUACAUACUCAUGUGUUCUUCUCUUCAUAUUAUACUGUUAACUUAACAUUUAUAAUAUCCAAUUGUGCUAUACAUUGUAUAUACGACAUAUGAUCAUUCCUAACAUACUCAAUAUCAUGUGUACAUCGUUGUGAUGAAUACACCAUUUAUUUAUUUUUAUCUUUUAAUUACAAUAAGCAAUAAAAAGAACAAUAUUGAAA